UUUUGGUUAGAUCGUGUUUCAAGUCCAAAAGAAAAGCAGUUCAAUUUCAACACCUACAUAUCUAUAUUCUCUCUCUCUCUCUCUCUCUCUCUCUCUCUCUCACAAGAUUCUCAUCAAACUCUACUUCCUCCUCAGCUUCACUCCUUUCCUUUUCCAUUCCUCUUCCCAUUCAGCAGGUGGGUUAAUCUUGUGAUUUGGAGUAGACGAGUUGGUUUUUCUUACUAAGUUAAUCAUGAUAAAAAGGUUUCCGAGUGGUAGGAAUCAAAGAUCCAAAGGUGUUAAGAUAAAGCAUGUUCUGCAAGUUAUUCUGCUGCUUGGUGUGUGCUUCUGGUUGAUCUACCAGGUUAAGCACAAUCACGACAAGAAGAAGGACUUCGAUAAGAAUGAUUCAACACUAUCAUCGGUUAGAACUGAGACGGAUAAGGUUGUGAAACACGGUAGGAAGGACCUGAAACCAGUUAAGGAUGAAGUAGAUCACAGCGGAAAGCUCGAAGAGGAAGAGGAUGAACCUAUAGUAGAGGUUACGGAAGAGAAACCCAAAGAAGAAGGGAACAAACACGAAACUGAAGAAAGUGAAGACAGCGAGCAUGAAGGGAGAGAAGAACAAGAUGAAGAAGAAAAUAAGCAUGGAACAGAUGAAGGGAGAGAAGAACAAGAUGAAGAAGAAAAUAAGCAUGGAACAAAAGAACAGGAGGAAGGUGAAAAUAAAACCGAAGAGAUCGAAGAUGAAGGAGGAGAUGUUGAGGUAGAUGAAAAUGAUCAUGAGAAAUCAGAUGUUGAUAAUGAUCAAGAUGACGACGAUGCAGAUGAGUUGAAAGACAAAGUAGAAGAUAGUGAUGAGAUGGAGAAUGAAGAGAAGGAGGAUGGGGAAAAGGGGGGUUCAGUUGAAAGCGAUGAGAAUCAUGAAGCUCGGGAGGAACAUUACAAGGGCGAUGAUGCGUCUAGUGCUGUGGCUCAUGACACUCACGCAACUAGCACUGAAACUGAACCGAUUAAUUUGACACAGGCUGGUCUAAGCGUACAAAUGAAUGUCGAACAAGCAGACAACGCGACUACUUAUCAUUCUGAUGAGAGUAACAGCAAUCAAAAUGAUUCUGAUUUGAAGGAUAGAGAAGUUGAAGUGGCAGAUGUAAUUUCUUCUAAUGUGACUGCCGGUAAAGAGACUGGAAAUAACAGUUCGUCUACAGAAACAGCCGAAACAAACACUGAUAGCCACUUGGAUGUAGGAAGUAAUCUGACAGCAGUGAUUACUGAAUCAAGCAAUAACUCAACAGGCGCUGGUGAUGACACGGCAAAUUCAUCCGAGCAAAUUAAAACAGUUUUUGUAACCGAGUCUGAUAAUGCUCAAAAUGCGACAGCUAGUACAACAGUUGCUGGAGAUAUAAAGCAAACAGAGGGGUUAGAGCAAACUGGCAACAAAACUUCUGAAGGAAACCUGCCUGAUAAUGCUGCAACAGUCUCUGUUAAACCGGAUAAUGGUGAUGCUGCUCUGCAAGAAUCUCCCACUCUAGGGGAUAGUGCAUUAGAGAAAACGAUGGAUUCCGUAGCUUCAAAUGAAACUGAAACCAUUUUUGGUAAUUCGAAUAAUAAUGCGACCUCUGAUACCAUCGAAAGUGACAAGUCCACAGGUAUCACUGAAACUAGUGAAGCAAACAAAACACAGAAUAUUGACGCCUCCGUGGAUGAGAUGUUCAGGGGUAAUACUCAAACAGGCGAAACAGAUGAAAAGUCAGACUCUUCCUCUGCCAAUGAAAUUCUAGACGCAGUUAUACACGACGCAAUUGAUUCUUCUGAUACUCAGAACACACACGAGGAUAUGGCAACGGCUCGAACUGAUCUUGAUACGUUGCCGGAUAUUCAAAACGAAGGAAACGAAGGCGAUGAAAAUUCUGCAGAGUGAACUUAGAGAGGAUGAUGAUUGGGUUAUAGAAACUUUUGCUUGAUUCAAAAUGUAUCAAGAGAAGAUGUUCAAAGGUACAUAAGGUGUAUGAUUGUGUCUGGGUCUGGAUAUGUAUAAUUUAUUUGUAGCUUUCACUUUCCACUUUCUGUGAUACUAUUGCUUCUUUUAUUUUUAUGCUAGCUACUUAUUCUUUC
Molecule: messenger RNA, 2094 nt
Organism: Vicia villosa (hairy vetch)
Lineage: Eukaryota; Viridiplantae; Streptophyta; Magnoliopsida; Fabales; Fabaceae
Exons: 2
Coding region: 233-1900 (555 amino acids)
Source: RefSeq, a predicted model, not a curated record